CUUCAUAACCGCCUGGAAGGCGGAGAGGAAAAGCUGCGCCUCUGGGCAGCGCGGCUGAAGGACGGACUGACGGCGGCAAGGGUGGGGUUAAAAGGAGGGCGGUCAAGUCGCCGGCGUCCUUCUUUAGCCCCCUUCUUCCUGGAAAUCGUAGGGGUUGGUGCUCCGUUCCCUCUGCCGCCCUCCUUCUCCUUCCCUGUCCUGUCCCGUUGUUUUAAAGCUUCUUUUGGGACACAGAUUUUAGGGGGUGGGUGGGAGAGAGAGAGAGAAAACACGCUCCUGUUUUGCAAGAACAGCAGCUUUCUUGGCCAUGGUCCUCUUUUCCCUUUUACUGUCCGUCCCCCCGUCUCCAUAUAUCGAGACUUCUGCAGCUUUUCCAGACCUUCUUCCCCGUCCCACCCCCAGCCUUCUUUCCUUUGCAGUUUAAUUGCAACCAUAUGUAAACUAACUAGAAAUAACUUUCCAUGUAUCCUAAAGGGAUUCCCUCCCAAAAGAAUGGAUUUCCAAUGGCAGCUAUUGCUUCUCUUUCUUAACUUCCCUCCACCUUCAGCCACUUUUUCCUAGCAUACUUUGCUUUUCAGUUUCCUCUAUUUCUUUAUUUUCUCAACCUUCCUCCUCCAAUUUGCUUUCUUUCCCUCCCUGCCUCCCUCCCUCUCCCCCCUCUCAUACACCCACACCCACACACCAACAGAAGAUUUGAAGAUCCUCCCCUUCAGUUCAGACAUCUUCCCUUCUCUCCUCCUUUCUCAUCCUUGGACCCCCUUAGCCCCAAUCCUUCCUCCUCCAGCUGUGCAGUUGCUCCGUCAUCCUUUGUGUCUGAUGGCGAGUCGUGGUGCCUGUCAGUGCCACGAUAUUUGGACGAGGUUUCUCUUUCUUCCCUGCUUUUUGGCAUCCCUUCAAAAUGUUUCUUGGGUGAGCAGCAGGUAUAGCCUCAGAACACAUGAGGAGUGCUUUCUGUGAAGAAUUUGGGCAACGUUAGUUCUGGAAUCUUUAUGAAGCAUUUAACUUUAAAGCAUGGCAGAAAAUAAAGAAAGGAAACCUAAAAAUGCAGAUGUGAGACCCAAAACCAGCCGGAGUAGAAGUGCAGACAGAAAGGACGGAUACGUAUGGAGUGGAAAGAAGCUUUCCUGGACAAAAAAGAGUGAGAACAGUUCUAAUGCCGAAAUGGCAAACGCCUCAGGAAUACCUACAUUAAGCCUAAGGAACCAGGAGAGAAAACAGAGCUGUUCUUCAGCUGAGAUGGAGUUGGAACAUGUAUGUGGUCACAGGUUCCUAAGCCGUUCUUUUAAACAGAAAUUGCAGGAUGCGAUGGGACAAUGUUUUCCCAUAAAGAGUUGCAACACUCGGCAUUCUUCAGGGCUGUCACCAAAGAGGAAAAUACAUAUCAGUGAGCUUAUGCUGGACAAAUGCCCUUUCCCACCACGAUCUGAGCUAGCAUUCCGAUGGCACUUAAUCAAGCAGCACACUGCCCCUGUAAGACAAAAAUCUGAAAGCUGGCUAAGUGUGGGUUCAUCCAAAGGUGAAAGGAAAGAUGAAGACCUGAGAGAGAUUGACGGGACAGAUGAGCCAGACUCCAAUGUAUUGCAGGAAAGUAACGUUAUUGACUCCUAUCCGUGUGAUCCUCAAGAGGAAUCUGCCAUGGGUGGCAAGCAGCUAAAGAGCAGCAGAGAGGAAAGUGACAUGGACUCUGAUGAUGAAGUAGUGACACUCUGCACCAGCUCCAGGAAGAGAAACAAACCACGGUGGGAAAUAGAGGAUGACCUUCUGCAGCUGCAGAUGCCACUCAGAUAUCACACCCAGAUUGAUUAUGUUCAUUGUCUGGUUCCUGACCUCCUUCAGAUCAAUAAUAACCCAUGUUACUGGGGAGUGAUGGAUAAAUACGCUGCAGAAGCACUUUUAGAUGGAAAGCCAGAAGGGACGUUUUUAUUACGUGAUUCUGCCCAGGAGGAUUACUUAUUUUCCGUUAGUUUCAGGCGUUAUAGUCGUUCUCUUCAUGCCAGGAUCGAACAGUGGAAUCACAACUUCAGCUUUGACGCUCAUGAUCCAUGCGUCUUCCAUUCUCGUGACAUUACUGGGCUUUUAGAACAUUAUAAAGAUCCAAGCUCUUGUAUGUUCUUUGAGCCACUUCUCUCGACUCCCUUACACAGAACUUUCCCUUUUUCCCUUCAACAUCUAUGCAGGACAGUUAUUUGUAAUUCUACAACGUACGAUGGCAUAAAUGCACUUCCUGUUCCUCCAUCUGUAAAGCUGUAUUUGAAAGAAUAUCAUUAUAAAUCAAAAGUAAGAGUCCUCAGGAUUGAUGUACCAGAUCAACAUGCCUAG
Thamnophis sirtalis is the source of this 2319-nucleotide messenger RNA. It is a transcript of the gene SOCS4, whose product is annotated as suppressor of cytokine signaling 4. NCBI's taxonomy places the organism in Eukaryota, Metazoa, Chordata, Lepidosauria, Squamata, Natricidae. Gene Ontology annotation, molecular function: 1-phosphatidylinositol-3-kinase regulator activity. Gene Ontology annotation, cellular component: phosphatidylinositol 3-kinase complex. The record is from RefSeq and is a predicted model, not a curated record. Gene Ontology annotation, biological process: phosphatidylinositol phosphate biosynthetic process; intracellular signal transduction.